UGAGUACAUCCACAGCACAAGCGUCUCAAAGCCGGCCAAGCCUUUCCACACCCCAUAGCCAUAAGCAGAUAGAGGGGGAGAUGGAGAGAGAGAGAGAGGGGAUGGAAAGGAUAAACGAAGAUGGCGAUGGAAGUCAGGUGAAUUAUGAAAGGAUGCCAAGUUCUGAUGAUAAAAUAGUUAAAUCCAUGCCUGCAGCAGAGGCAGUGAGCUCUGAACUGGAGGAGGUGCUAUCGGACACCAGCUUGCCGCGGCUCCGGCGGCUGCGGAAGGCCACCGCCGUAGAGCUGAGGGUUCUGUUCAAGCUAGCAGCUCCGGCGAUCGUGGUCUACUUGCUCAACAACGUCACCUCCAUGGCCACCCAGAUCUUCUGUGGCCAUCUGGGCAACCUUCAGCUCGCUGCUGCUUCUCUUGGCAACAACGGAAUCCAAAUCUUUGCUUAUGGUGUCAUGCUCGGGAUGGGAAGUGCAGUGGAGACGCUUUGUGGCCAAGCCUACGGAGCUCACAAGUACGAAAUGCUGGGCGUCUAUCUGCAAAGAUCCGCCAUCCUCCUCACUGCCACCGGCAUCCCUCUCACCUUCGUCUACAUCUUCUCCAAGCCACUCCUCAUCCUGCUGGGCGAGUCCCGGGAAAUAGCAUCCGCGGCGGCCGUCUUCGUCUACGGCCUCAUCCCCCAAAUCUUCGCCUACGCCGCCAACUUUCCCAUCCAGAAGUUCCUGCAGGCGCAGAGCAUAGUGAUGCCGAGCGCCAUCAUCUCCACGGCGGCGCUGGGGCUGCACCUGCUGGCGACGUGGGUGGUGGUGUUCCAGCUGGGGUGGGGGCUGCUGGGGGCCUCCCUGAUGCUGAGCCUGUCGUGGUGGAUCGUGGUGGUGGCUCAGUUCGUGUACAUACUGAGGAGCCGGCGGUGCAAGCACACCUGGAGAGGGUUCAGCGUUCAGGCGUUUUCCGGGCUGUGGGAUUUCUUGAAGCUGUCGGCAGCUUCAGGGGUGAUGCUGUGCUUGGAGACUUGGUACUAUCAGAUACUUGUUUUGAUUGCUGGAUUGCUUGAGAAUGCCGAGAUUGCUUUGGAUUCUCUCUCUGUUUGCAUGACAAUAAGUGGAUGGGUAUUCAUGAUUUCAGUGGGGUUCAAUGCAGCCGCAAGUGUGAGGGUGAGUAAUGAGCUUGGGGCUGGACAUCCCAAAUCAGCAGCGUUUUCAGUGGUGAUCGUCACCUUAAGCUCAUUCAGCAUCGCCGUAAUCUUGGCCGUGGUUGUGCUCGCCUUGCGCGACGUCCUCAGCUACGUCUUCACCGACGGCGAAACCGUGGCGGAAGCCGUCUCGGAUCUUGCACCCUACUUGGCCGUUUCCAUCAUCCUCAACGGUAUCCAACCGGUUUUAUCAGGGGUGGCGGUUGGAUGCGGAUGGCAAGCCUUCGUCGCGUACGUAAACGUCGGGUGCUAUUACGUGAUCGGGAUCCCAUUGGGUGCUAUCCUCGGCUUUACCUUCGAUCUUGGUGCCAAGGGAAUAUGGUCAGGGAUGAUGGCUGGCACUUUCAUCCAAACUCUCAUCUUAGUGUGGGUUACUGCACGCACCAAAUGGGAUCAAGAGGUUGAGAAAGCAAGGGAUCGGUUGGGUAAAUGGGAAGAGAGCGACCAGCAGCGGCAGCCUCUCCUUUCAGGCUGAGCCUGAGCCUGAGCCCGAGCGGCACCAACUUGACCAAAAGUUGAUUCAUUAGUCCUUAUCUAUGGACUCGUCUUUUGAAUCAUUUAUUUAUGUAUAUAUAGUUGACUGAUGCACCAUCGGCCCUUGUCUCUUCCAUUUAUUUGUCACACUCCAUGUCGAGCGACUGAUUAAGGAAUAAGCAUUUAUCUAAAAGAAACAAUAUAUUAUUAUAAGAAUUUAUUAAUAAAAUA
This is a messenger RNA of Diospyros lotus (date-plum), 1888 nucleotides long. Its product is annotated as protein DETOXIFICATION 40-like. Gene Ontology annotation, molecular function: xenobiotic transmembrane transporter activity; antiporter activity. Gene Ontology annotation, biological process: xenobiotic detoxification by transmembrane export across the plasma membrane. The record is from RefSeq and is a predicted model, not a curated record. Gene Ontology annotation, cellular component: membrane. The transcript has 7 exons. Lineage: Eukaryota; Viridiplantae; Streptophyta; Magnoliopsida; Ericales; Ebenaceae. Bases 81 to 1658 code for a protein of 525 amino acids.